Messenger RNA from Arvicanthis niloticus (Nile rat), 580 nucleotides. RefSeq names its product heat shock protein family B (small) member 9 (gene Hspb9). Gene Ontology annotation, cellular component: nucleus; cytoplasm. The record is from RefSeq and is a predicted model, not a curated record. Lineage: Eukaryota; Metazoa; Chordata; Mammalia; Rodentia; Muridae.
UCGCGCCGUCAGGCAGCAGUUGCACUCUCGGAUGCAGCGGGUAGGGAGCAGUUUCUCCACCGGGCAGCGCGAACCCGCGGAAAACCGGGUGGCUUCCCGAUGUCCCAGCGUGGCCCUUGCUGAACGAAAUCAAGCGGCCACACUACCAGUGAGGCUGCUCAAGGAUGAGCUGGCUGCGGCGCAGGGCAACAGCUGUGAGGAACCAAGUUUCCAGAUGAAGGUGGAUGCCCAAGGUUUCGCUCCGGAGGACUUGGUGGUGCGGAUAGAUGGACAAAACCUGACGGUGACCGGCCAGCGGCAACACGAGUCGAAUGACCCGGCCAGGGGCCGCUACCGCAUGGAGCAGAGUGUGCACCGUCAAAUGCAGCUCCCGUCGACCUUAGAUACAGCAGCCAUGACUUGCAGCCUGACCCCCUCUGGCCAUCUGUGGCUCAGGGGACAAAACAAGUGCCUACCUCCCGCUGAAACUCAAACUAGCCAGUCCCUGAGACUCAGGAGAGGAGGCCCUAAGGGCUCCAAACAAACCUACCCUAACAACGGAAAUGGAAGUGUGAAGAAGCCUUAAAGUACCGCAGCGUUC